AUGCAGUCUCUCGAACUCACUCUCAUAGUCGCUGCGACUCGUAACAUGGGCAUCGGCGCCCACGGAGGAAUGCCAUGGCAAGGCUUGCGCAAGGAGAUGAAGUACUUUGCGCGUGUGACGACAAGACUGCCACCACAGGUACUGCUCACCAGCACACAUCAUAGGCCAAACGAGUAUAAUAAAUGCUCGGGAUUGGAUAAGAACAUACAAGAAACUCUUUCUAACAACCCUCAGGCUCCCUCAUCAUCUCUUAACGCAGUCAUUAUGGGCCGCAAAACCUGGGACUCAAUCCCCACCAAGUUCCGCCCUCUAAAAGACCGUCUCAACAUCGUCAUAAGCCGCUCCGCGCCCUCACAGCUGCCCGAGACGGUUGAGGCUUCCGAGCCCGUUAGAGUUCAAUCCCUCGAGCUUGCUCUGCAGUACGCUCGAACUCGCAGUGAUGUCGGCCGCGUCUUUGUCAUUGGCGGUGCACAAAUCUACGAUGCUGCGCUCAAGCUGCCUGAAGCACGACGUAUUUUGCUGACGAGUAUUGAGCGGGAUUUCGACUGCGACACUUUCUUCCCUGUGGAUUUAAAGGAUGGAAAAUGGGAGAGGAAGACCAGGGAUGAGCUUCAGCAGUGGACGGGCGAGGAGGUUGAAGAGGGUGGACAAGAGGAGGCAGGAACCAAGUAUGAGUUCCAAAUGUGGGAGAAACUUGACUAG
Molecule: messenger RNA, 702 nt
Organism: Fusarium coffeatum
Lineage: Eukaryota; Fungi; Ascomycota; Sordariomycetes; Hypocreales; Nectriaceae
Exons: 1
Coding region: 1-702 (233 amino acids)
Biological process (GO): folic acid metabolic process; dihydrofolate metabolic process; glycine biosynthetic process
Cellular component (GO): mitochondrion
Molecular function (GO): dihydrofolate reductase activity; NADP binding
Source: RefSeq, a predicted model, not a curated record